GUUGUAAUAUACUAUAUUGACCUUGUGAAGAAGCACAAAAUCGUAUUAGAGCUUGUUGUUUCCGUCCUCAAUGCUUCCCUGGUGGCCAUGAUGUUCUUGUAAAUAAAAGGUUUACCGUAGAUAAUUUUUGGAUUUUUAAAAUUCCGAAAACAGUGAGCGUCGUUUCGAUGAAUGUAAAGCAAGUUCUUUAAAGAGACUAAAGCUAUAGAAUUCUGCGUAUCUAGUUUCAUUGUGCAUCUCAAUAUUAACCACUGUAAUAGACCGAACCGAAUCGAAGGAGAAAUAUGGAUAAGUUCUUAAUGUGAACACCCUAGUCAAAUAUGAGCAUUUUUCUGCUUGAUGAUGAAGUUCCUAUCGAAGCUGUCCGUUGGUUGUAUUUCCGUCGUUCUGGCGGAGUAAGCACAUGGAAACCAUUUUGUGGAUAUGAUUCAAUACGUCUUGAAACAGCUUAUCGAGAGCGUUAUAACGGCAGCACGGACCCAGUUUACGAUAAGAUUACUGUUCGUGGAGAGAUGUUCGAAGUAGACAUGGAAAGUUGCCAAUGCAUUCCUAUAUACUGGUUUGGCAAAAAACGAUCUGUACAUAGUAGAAGAAAAACUUGGUGUUCAACCAGAGUGGUGCGUGCUGUUUGGUUUCAGAAGAUCAAUUGGUUACCCUUGGAUACAAAGUUAUCUGAAGUAAUUGAAUAUGAACAUCGUACGUACGCUAUACCUAAAUUGAAAGGAGUUACAGGCAAAAGUCAUAAACCUGUUCAUAAAUAUCAGUCAAACAAUUAUGAAAUAAAAUGGAUGCCUGAUGGUACUAUCUAUUUAGUUACUAAAAGUGCAGAGCCUUUUGGUAAAGUUAGAUUACACGGAGGAUUAAGUAGUGUUCCUAUUAGCAGAGGAUUUAAUCGUCCAGCGGAAACUAGUGAUAGACCUCCCCCUAUUACUCAUGUAUGCUUUGUUGUCCAUGGUAUCGGUCAACAGUUAGCUAGUAUACGCCAUGAAUGUGCCAAAAUAAGGAAAACAUGUCAAAAAGUAGCUGAAAAACUUUAUCCUAAAUUAUCUGAAACUGGACAACGACUUGAAUUUAUUCCAGUGAAUUGGCGUAGUUCAUUAUCAUUGAAUUCAAAAACUUUAGAUAAUGUAACUAUAGCACAAUUACGGCCAUUACGUGAUUAUAUAAAUCAAAGUUUUGUUGAUAUUUUAUAUUAUACAAGUCCUGUAUAUCGUCAUGAUAUUAUGCAAAGUUUAAGUUAUGAAUUAACUAGAUUAUUUAAUUUAUUUUGUUCAAAAAAUCCACAAUUUCUUCAAAAAGGUGGUCAAAUCUCUGUACUUGCACAUUCACUUGGUAGUGUUAUCAUGCAUGAUAUUUUACGAAGUACCGAAAUUAAAUUACCAAAUUCAAUGUUUCAUUCAUUAGCAGAUUUAAGUUGUUCACAAUCAUCACUUCAUGAAAAUGAAUGUGGAACAAUUGCCAUUAGGCCGAAAAAAGGAAGGACUCGUAACUUAACUGAUUAUUCAAAUUCUGGAUCGAAAGAGUCAGUCAAUAAUAUUACCAAUAAUAGUAAUAGUAAUAAUACAGAUCGCGAUCGUACCUUGAAAUAUCCAAAUCGGGGAUCAUUUUUGGAAAAUAUAUCAAAACCAAAAGAAUGGAAAUCUGUACCACAGUUAGCAAAUCUAUUUUUAAUUGGUUCACCAUUAGCCUUAUUUAUAUCAGUUAAUGAUUUAUGUCCACCAACAUAUAUAAAUCCAUCAACUCAUUCAUUACAAUUAACUAAUUCUACGGAUGAUGAACGAGAUUCAACAAGUAAUUCACAUUCAAUACAAAAUAGUAUUACAUCGAUUACAACAUCAACAUCUAAACAUACAGGUAUUGAUUUAGAUGAAAUUGAUCCUGAAGCAUUAUUUUCAUAUUUUGCAUGUCGAAGAGUAUUCAAUAUAUUUCAUUCAUAUGAUCCAGUGGCAUAUCGUUUAGAACCAUUAUUAUUGAAACAUUAUGCGAAUAUCAGUCCUGUUGUUAUACCGAAAGCAUCAAUUAGUCAUUUAGAAAAAUGUUUAUCAAUUAAAGAUAUUUCUUUUAUUAAUAAUAAUAAUAAUAAUAAUAACAAUAAAUCAAAUCAAUCAGAUAGUCAAACACCAACAUUAAAAGGUUCUAAUACAUCAUUAACAGCAAUUGAUGAUAUUGAAUCAACACAUUCAAUGCAUACAUUGGAUUUAUCUGAUUCAGAUAGUGAUUCAUCUGAUCUAUCAUUAAAUGGUGCUAGUGGUAGUAAUGGUUCUGAUCAUAAAGAACAAAAAAGAAAAUUUUUCAAACGUUUAAGUGUUGUGGAUGAAAAUUCCGUUUAUAAACAACAUCAAUCUUUAGCAAUGAAAAUAUUUAGUAAUUAUAUAACUAGACGAUCAUCUAAUGUAACUAAUUUAAAUCCAGUAUUAUGUCAAAUGCGUUCAAUGCCAACAACAAAUGAAAAACAACUUCGACGUCGUAUUGAUUAUGAAUGGCAAAAAUCAUUUUCACCACUUGCUAUAUUAGGUGCCCAUAAUAGUUAUUGGAGUAGUCAUGAAUUAGCAUUUUUUAUGCUUUAUCAAAUAUUUGGACCACCACAUUGUUUACGUUAAAUAAUAAAUAAAUAAUUAGAUAAAUCUAUAUCAUCUAUAUAACAUGUUAAAGUAUACAUGAGUAAAGUCUUUUCCAGUUUCAUCUCUUAUGUAAUGCAUUUGUAUUUAUUGCCUAAAUACUUGAAAACAUUCCAUUUCAUAUUUCUUUUUUUCUUUGGAUAAGCUGAAUUAUUUUUUAUUUCAUUUGUUAAAUUCACUAAAACAACAACAACAACAACAACAAAAAGAAACAUUUGCACCCACAAAGCAAAAAGAAAAGAAAAAAAGAAAGAAAAGAAAAGAAAAAACUACUCUCACAGAUUAUAGAAUAAACUUCUUUUUAUUUUUGAAAUUUUUCUCUCUUUUUUUUUAUUUUAUUCGAUUAUUGUAAAUUAUAUCAAUAGAUUAAUGUAAAUUCGUUGGAUUGAAUAAUACACAUCGUAACGAUUUCCCUUUUUCUUUUAAUAAGGAAGAAAAAAACGAGAGAAAAAAAACAAAAAAAGACAGAAUAAAAAGAAAACUUUAUUACUCUUAAUCAAUAUUCUUUUAUUUUAUAAUUGAUCAAUGAAUUUAUUUAUUUUAUUUUUGGUAACUUAGAUAUUUACUACUUAAUAAUGAGUCUAGAUCAGAUUGUUAGAUGGAACGUUGGAUUUACUUUAAAUUCUUUCAAUGAGAUUUUCACAAAUACAACAUUCUUCCUCUUUUAAUAUUGAGCUGUUUGUUUUUCAUGUUUAUCAUUUAUAUAUAUUACAUAAUGAUGAAAUCAAUUUGAUUGUACUUGUGUGUGUGUGUGUAUGGAUGGGUGUGUUGAUGUGUUUUCAGCUUUCUUUUAUUUUUGUUUUUCUUUUGUUGAAAAAAAAACAGACAAAACAAAACAAGUAAGUGAAAAUGUUUUGUUUUUGAA
Schistosoma margrebowiei is the source of this 3483-nucleotide messenger RNA. Lineage: Eukaryota; Metazoa; Platyhelminthes; Trematoda; Strigeidida; Schistosomatidae. The record is from the annotation of a GenBank genome assembly.